Messenger RNA from Hydra vulgaris (swiftwater hydra), 1645 nucleotides. Its product is annotated as tetratricopeptide repeat protein 5. NCBI's taxonomy places the organism in Eukaryota, Metazoa, Cnidaria, Hydrozoa, Anthoathecata, Hydridae. The record is from RefSeq and is a predicted model, not a curated record. Gene Ontology annotation, molecular function: protein binding.
UACUCUAUGAUCUGGUAAUUUUCUAAUAUAAACCAGAAGCUUUCUACUUAGUUAAAAUCAGGUGACUGUGCUGGCUGAGGGAUAACUGGUUCACUAAAAAAUCAAUUCAUCUGAUGGCUCAUGAUGCUUUAAAGAAAGCAGAGGAUUUAGUUAAUCAGUUGAUUGAGUUUAAAGAAAAUUAUGCAUCAAAUUUUGGUAGCAAAAACAAAAACGAUGACAUUGAAAAAAGACUUAAGGAUGUUUUACUUGAGCUGGAUCAACUACAAUUGAUGAUUGACAACAAAGCAAAGUUCUUUUGUUUGCGUGGCAAAGCAUUAAAUGUGCUUCCCUAUUUUGAUUCGCGAGCAGUAGAGAGUCUGUCUAAAGCCGUAAAACUUGAUCCAACUUUAAUUGAGGCUUGGAAUGAGUUAGGUGAAAGCUAUUGGAAAGAUAAAAAGAUUGAGGAGGCACAAAAUUGUUUUCAAGGUGCUAUCAAUAAGAAAAAAAACAAAGUAUCACUAAGAAAUCUGUCAAUGGUACAGAGACAACUUGGAAAUGAUUUUAGCUCUCGUGUUUCACACGUCAAAGAGAGUGUCAGUACAGCUAAGGAAGCUGUUGCUCUGGAUUUAACAGAUGGAAGAUCAUGGUUUGUUCUUGGAAAUGCGUACCUCAGUUUAUUCUUCUAUGCUGGUCAAUGUCCUAAGGUUUUAAAACAAAGUUUGGCUGCAUAUGCAAAAGCUGAAAGUGAUAUUCGAGAAGUAAAUAAUGCUGAUCUUUAUUAUAACAAAGCAGUGGUUUUGAAAUUUCAAGAACUUUAUGAAGAAGCUCUUAAGUGCUACAAAAAAUCUAGUUUGUUGGCUCCUUCCUGGAACGAUCCUAAAGAGAAUAUAGUUGAUCUGCACAAUAGAUUAAAAACGACUGUUGAAAUGAUUGAAAACAAGGGAUAUCACAAGUCAAAGAAACUAAAUUUGUUUACGAGCCAGCUAAAAGAUUCUGAUUUUGGUAUUUAUUCGAAUUGCUUUUACAAGAAUAGUUCAAACCAAGUAGUGGCUAUCAAAAAGGUUCUAAUUUCAGAUUUAAAUUUGUUUCAAAAUAAUGAUGUUGCAGUGUGUGGAAAAGUAAUUGCAAUAAUUCCGGUCAAAGACGGUGUUCCGUUUUCAUUCAUCAUGAUGGACGCUGCUUUAGCCUGCAUUGCUGUAAGCGUAUUUAAUUUAGCUGUGGAAAAAGGAUUAAUAGUAGGAGAUACUGUAGCCAUUUCUAAUCCCUUUGUUCAAGAUCACAAUGUGACUACAGAAACACAGAUAUUUUCUUACAAAAGUAUCCGUGUGGAAACCCCCCUUGUUAUGAUGAUUAACAAACGAAAGGUUGGACCUGAAAGAUUGGCGUUUAGUGUGCUUACUGUCGCAAAUGAGAGCGAGUAACCUACUGUUUCAAACGUUAAUUUAUCACCAAAAUCAAACUUUCGCAAAAUUUAGGCAGAAAUAAUAAAUCAAAAAUUAAAGAUUUUUAUUUCAACACUGUUAUCCGAUAGCUUCCAUGAUUUUAUUCGAUGACCUAAACAAAUAUUUUGACAGCAAUAUAUGAAGUGGGGUAGAAAGUAUUUUCUUUUCUAAAACAACGUGUACAUAUAACGUUUAUUUAUUUAAAAAAAAACUCUAAGUUUAAA